Paramecium sonneborni is the source of this 1856-nucleotide messenger RNA. The record is from the annotation of a GenBank genome assembly. Lineage: Eukaryota; Ciliophora; Oligohymenophorea; Peniculida; Parameciidae.
AUGCUUUAGAAAAUAAGAUAGCAAUGCUUGCAACAGAAAUUGAAAGAAAGGGAGCUCAAUUAAAAAAUAAAGAUAAAACUAUUGAUGAAUUAAGAGAAAAUUUAGAUUAAAAUAAUCCUACUCUUGCAGAAGUUGAAUAAUUAUAAUAAGAUAUAGAAUCAUUACAACUGGAACUUAAAGGAAUAUGAUUUAAUUAAAGAACUUGAUUAAAAGUAUCAUGAUGCUCUUAAAUAUUAAGAAUAAGUAUCUUAAUUAGAAACAUAAGUAUUUGAUUUAUAAGGAAAAGUGGCAAUGCUUUCUUCUGAAAUUAAAAAGUAAAGAAUUAAAUUAGAUAAAUAUAAGAAAGAUAAUGAUGGUUAAUAAGAUAAAAUAAAUUAAUUAAAUGAUAUUAAAUAUGAUUUUGAAUCAAUGUAAGAAGCUUUAUAAAGAUACAAAUCAUAAGAAGAUCAAUAAUAACAUGAAUAUGAUAGUUGGAGAGAAUUAUUAAAAAAGGCUGAUCUUGAAUCUACUGAAUUAUAAAAAACUUAAGAGACAUUAUCCAGUGAAAAACAAAUAGCAUAAGAUUAAUAUGAAAAGUUGAAUGAAUAAAUUGAUGAAUUGAAAUAAAUUACUUUAAGAAGAAAGAUCUAAAAUAGAAGGUUUAUAUAAAGAAAUAGAAAAAUACUAAGAUUUAGAAAAUAAAGUUUAUGAAAUGUAAAAUAAAACAGCUAUGCUAUCAGCAGAUAUUGAAAGAAGAAGUGUUAAAGAAAAAACAAAAUAAUAAUAAUUUGAUGAGUUAUAAUAACAUUCAAAAUAACAAUAAGAUGAUUUAACAUUAAAUGAGGCUAUAAAAAAAACUUAAGAUGAAAUUGUUACAUUUGUAAAAAUUAUAAGAUGAAUACUAAGAAAAAUAUGAAAAAGUAUUAUCAGAAAGAGGAAAUCAAGAAAAUAAGGUAGCUAUAUUGUCAACUGAAAUUGAAAGAUAAUCAUAUAGAUUAAAAAAAAAUAGAAGAAUGCUCAUAAUUGAAUGAAAAAAAUUAAAUAUUAUAAGGUGAAGUAUUAAGACUUUAAGAUUAACCAGCUCAAGUUGAAGAUUUGACUUAAUAGGUUGAAGAAUUAAGACAUUUAUUAAAUGAAGCUGAUUUAAAAUAAGUUAAAUUAACUUAAGAUUUAGAUUCUGUUGCUCAUGAAAAAGCAUUAAUUGAAGCUGAAAUUUAGAAACAUUAAGAUGAAGCUAAAUUGUAAUAACAAUUAACUGAAGAAGCUAAAAAAUAAUUGGCUAAUUUCACUGAAAAAUUCAAGAGUGUUGAAGAUGAAAAUAGUUCACUUAGAACUUUAGAAUCUAAAUUAUCAGAAUAUUAAAUGAAAACUGCUCUGUUGGCUUCUUAAAUUGAAGCUUAAAAUAAAAAAUAUUAAGGUAAACUAGAUGAAAUGGCUACUUUACAAUAAAAUUAUAAUGAUCUUAAAGCUCAUUAAUUAGAUGUAGAAGAUAUAUAAGGAGAAUUAGAAAGAACUAUAACUAUUUUAAAUGAAAAGGAUAAAGAACAUGGUUUAUAUGAUAAAAAAAUUUAAGAUUUAGAAGCAUAAAUCAAAUAACUAGAAGAUAUUAAAGUAUUCUUUCAAUUAAUAAUAUUAGUAUUAACUUGAAAGUAAAAUGGCUAUGGUUAGUAGUGAAGUUGAAAGAGUUAAGUACAAAUAUGAAAAAUUAUAGAAGGAAUAUGAAGAGAAUCAUUAAAGAUUAUUAGAAGCUGAAGAACAUUUAGUAGAAAAUAAUAAAGAGGUUUAAGCUUUAGAAGAUGUAAUAUAUAUAUAUCUAUAAUUUAAAGGAAUUACAUUAAACUUAAUAAGAAUUAGCCUAAGCUAGAAAAACACAAUGA